AUGUCAUUUAUCAAAUUAAUUGGGUUUGUAAUAAUACCCGCCAUACUAUUGGGAUCAUCAGAUGGACAUAUUUUUCAAAAAGUCCCAAAUGGUCCCAAAAGAAUCCCUCAAGUCAAUCGUCCUUCAAUCGAACGAACAGCUAUUAUAUCUGACAUUCCAGAUACAUCUUCUGAGUCUCCUCCAACGACCACAGAACCAUGUGAGACCACGACGGAGCCAUGUCUGAAUUCCACGUCUUCGGAAACGACGACUGAGCCAUGUGAGACCACGACGGAGCCAUGUAAGACUACUACGGAACCAUGUCUGAAUUCCACGUCUUCCGAAACUACCACAGAACCCUGUGAGACCACGACGGAGCCAUGUCUGAAUUCCACGUCUCCUGAAGCUACUACGGAGUCAUGUGAGACCACGACGGAGCCAUGUCUGCUUUCCACGUCUUCUGAAACUACCACAGAACCCUGUGAGACCACGACGGAGCCAUGUCUGAAUUCCACGUCUUCGGACACUACUACGGAGCCAUGUGAGACCACGACGGAGCCAUGUAAGACUACCACGGAGCCAUGUCUGAAUUCCACGUCUUCCGAAACUACCACAGAACCCUGUGAGACCACGACGGAGCCAUGUCUGAAUUCCACGUCUCCUGAAGCUACCACAGAACCCUGUGAGACAACGACAGAGCCAUGUCUGAAUUCCACGUCUUCGGACACUACUACGGAGCCAUGUGAGACCACGACGGAGCCAUGUCUGAAUUCCACGUCUUCUGAAACUACCACAGAACCCUGUGAGACCACGACGGAGCCAUGUCUGAAUUCCACGUCUUCGGACACUACUACGGAGCCAUGUGAGACUACGACGGAGCCAUGUCUGAAUUCCACGUCAUCAAAAACGACGAAUGAGCCAUGUGAGACCCACGACGGAGCCAUGUCUGAAUUCCACGUCUUCCGAAACUACCACAGAACCCUGUGA
Messenger RNA from Caenorhabditis briggsae, 966 nucleotides. The record is from RefSeq and is a predicted model, not a curated record. Bases 1 to 966 code for a protein of 321 amino acids. Lineage: Eukaryota; Metazoa; Nematoda; Chromadorea; Rhabditida; Rhabditidae. The transcript has 3 exons.